Benincasa hispida (wax gourd) is the source of this 1017-nucleotide messenger RNA. Its product is annotated as Plastid-lipid associated protein PAP / fibrillin family protein. The record is from RefSeq and is a predicted model, not a curated record. NCBI's taxonomy places the organism in Eukaryota, Viridiplantae, Streptophyta, Magnoliopsida, Cucurbitales, Cucurbitaceae.
GGAAUCUGAAAGAUAAGGCUGCAAUAAACUUCGCUCACUUGGCGUAAAGGCAACCCCUCAAUCCAUCUCGUCGUGGGUCCGGCCUGCGAUUCUCCCCACGCAAAUUGCAGCGACAAGCCAAAUGCUAGCGUUCAUCUUCUGAACCUGUACGAUUUCCAUGGCUGCCUCGGCAACCUCCGUUGCGCUCUUGCCCGCAAAAUUUGUAUUCAGGGGACGCAUUGAGCCGUCGAAAUCGAAGUUUCUUGCUCCAAGCUCAUCAUCGCCAAUUCCAUGUCAUUCCGUUUCAAUUUCAUCUCGGUUCCGUCGGCGUAAGCCAUUCGGAAUUCAGGCGUCGGUUUCGAUCUCGGAUCCUCAAGUUCAAACGGGUCCUGAUGAUCUCGUUGCGUCCAUCCUCUCGAAGGUGACAGGAAGUGAUAGAGGAGUUUUACUAACUGAAGAAAAACAUAAAGAGGUUGCCGAAGCGGCUCAAGAAUUGCAAAAGUAUUGUGUAAACGAGCCUGUUAAAUGUCCUCUCAUAUUUGGAGAUUGGGAUGUUGUGUAUUGCUCUGUACCAACAUCACCUGGGGGUGGAUACAGAAGUGCAGUGGGUCGCAUAUUUUUCAAGACAAAAGAAAUGAUUCAGGUUGUGGAAGCUCCUGAUACUGUCAAAAACAAGGUGUCCUUUUCUGCUCUUGGUUUCCUAGAUGGACAGGUUUCUUUGACAGGUAAAUUGAAAGCACUGAAUGAUAAAUGGAUUCAAGUUGUGUUCGAGUCACCUGAACUGAAAGUCGGAGGAUUAGAGUUUCGAUAUGGUGGCGAAAGCGAGGUACAACUCCAGAUUACAUACAUAGAUGACAAGAUUCGAUUGGGAAAGGGUUCUAGAGGUUCAUUAUUUGUAUUUCAAAGACGAGUUUGAAGCUACUCAAUUAAAUUAUGAUUAGUGCUCAUUUGAAAUCUCUAUGCUAAUUUUUGUACUUAUAGACUCUUGUGUAGAAAGCUAAUAAUAUUAAUAUAGACGAGCAUUUAUUAUAAAAAAUA